This is a messenger RNA of Ophidiomyces ophidiicola, 1485 nucleotides long. RefSeq lists its product as uncharacterized. Gene Ontology annotation, molecular function: heme binding; oxidoreductase activity. The record is from RefSeq and is a predicted model, not a curated record. Lineage: Eukaryota; Fungi; Ascomycota; Eurotiomycetes; Onygenales; Onygenaceae. The coding region runs from base 1 to 1485 and encodes 494 amino acids. The transcript has 5 exons.
AUGGCACAAAACAAAUUUUUAGAUUCGGCAGAGGUUGCGAAACACAACACUGCCGACAGCUGCUGGGUCGUCCUCUAUGGCAAGGUGUACGACGUGACUGACUUCGUUCCCGAACACCCUGGAGGCGCGAGCAUUAUUCUGAAAUUAGCCGGUAAGGAUGCGACCGAAGAAUACGACCCGAUUCACCCCAGCGGGACGUUGGAGGAGAAUCUGCGGCCAGAAGCCUGCAUUGGCGCCGUCGACCCCGAAUCGCUGCACAAGUUGAAACCCGUCAAGGCCCAAAGACCCGCACAGGCCCGCGAAGGCCCCCCGCCGCUGUCGACGCUGCUUAACCUCGACGAUAUCGAGCGCGUGGCCACGCAGCAGAUCAGCCGAAAGGCCUGGGGCUACUACUAUUCUGCUGCCGACGAUCUCAUUUCCAAGUCCCUCAACACUACUGUCUAUCGCUCCAUACUCCUACGCCCUCGGGUUUUUGUAGACUGCGAAAAAUGCGACCUCUCCACCACGGCGCUGGGCUACAAGAUCGGCUCGCCCAUCUAUGUCUCGCCAACCGCAAUGGCGCGUCUGGCCCACCCCGCCGGCGAAGCUGGCAUUGCCGCCGCCUGCUCGAAAUUCGGCGCGAUGCAGCUCAUCUCCAACAAUGCCUCCAUGACACCCGAGGAGAUCGUCAAGAACGCGGAUCCCAACCAAAUUUUUGGGUGGCAGUUAUAUGUGCAAACGGAUAAGCGCAAGAGUGAAGCCAUGCUGGCACGCAUCAAGAAACUCAAGCCUAUCAAGUUUGUUUGUUUAACGUUGGACGCAGCGGUACCCGGGAAGCGAGAGGACGACGAGCGAACGCAGGAUAUUCCAAACUCUAGUGAAACGCUGGAGUUGGUCAAGGACGCUGGCGGUACACCUGCCUCUGGCGCCAGCGGUAUUGGAAAGCAGCUGUUUGGUGGCACUGACCCGUCGUUAACGUGGAAGACGACACUGCCCUGGCUGGCACAGCAUACCGAUCUUCCCAUUGUUCUCAAGGGCCUUCAGACCCAUGAAGAUGCAUACAUUGCUUCACUUCAUACCCCACAAGUCAAAGGCAUCAUUCUCUCCAACCACGGUGGCAGAGCCUUGGAUACUGCACCUCCGGCAGUGCAUACACUGCUGGAGAUGAGGAAGUUUUGUCCAGAAGUUUUUGAUAAAUUAGAAGUUUGGAUUGACGGAGGAGUUAAACGUGGUACAGAUGUUGUGAAGGCGCUAUGUCUGGGUGCCAAGGGUGUUGGUAUUGGGAGGCCCGCUCUUUUUGGCCUGGGAGCUGGUGGGGUUGCGGGCGUAGAAAGGGUCUUGCAGAUUCUCAACGAUGAAACCGCAACUGCUAUGCGUCUUCUAGGAGUGGAGAAGGUGGAGGACCUCGGCAUGCAGCAUAUCAAUGCUCGAGCUGUUGAACAGCUUAUAUACGACGGCCCAGCCGGGCUCAGCGUUCUCGGAACGCUUCUCAAGGCUAAGAUAUGA